This is a messenger RNA of Trametes versicolor FP-101664 SS1, 729 nucleotides long. Its product is annotated as S-adenosyl-L-methionine-dependent methyltransferase. The record is from RefSeq and is a predicted model, not a curated record. Bases 4 to 729 code for a protein of 241 amino acids. NCBI's taxonomy places the organism in Eukaryota, Fungi, Basidiomycota, Agaricomycetes, Polyporales, Polyporaceae. The transcript has 3 exons.
CACAUGUCUCAGCACACCCAUGCCCACGGGCAUGCGCAUGCACAUGCACAUGCCGGCGACGACGUCACAGAGGCUAAUCGCGCGUACUUCGACGAGCAUGCUCACAAGGUCGAGGAGGAGCACCCCGAGGCGCGCCAGGUCGGCCUUAACAGCGUCAACGCGAUGCGCACUGCGUACCCGACCCUCUUCGAUGCCGAGCGCACCGAGGUGCUGGACUUCGCGUGCGGUACUGGCUUAGUCUCCCAAGCCUUGCGCCCACACGUGAAACGCAUCCUGGGGGUGGACAUCAGCCCAGCCUCGGUCGAGAUCUACAACAAACAGGCUGCAGACCAUGGCUUCUCCAACAUGCACGCUGUCUGCGUCGAGCUCAAGGGCAAGCCUGACGAGCUCGACGGGGCCCAGUUCGAUCUCAUCACCUGUUGCGCGGCAUACCACCAUUUCCCCUCCAUCGACGCAACAACGCGGGUGCUCGUAUCCCUGCUGAAGCCCGGCGGCACACUGCUCGUCGUCGACCUCGCAGCGGUCGCGGGCAGCACCGAGCUUAUCCCACCGACGCACCACCACGUCGUCCCGCACGCGCACGGACUGACAGCGGAUACGAUGCGCGCGGCGUUCGAGGGGGCGGGGCUGACGGGAUUCGAGAUGGGGGAGGCGCAUCGGACGAUGACGGCACGGUUCGGGGAGACGCACUGGUUCCUUGCGCGGGGAGUGAAGCCUGUCCAGAAUUGA